Messenger RNA from Paramisgurnus dabryanus, 2294 nucleotides. The record is from RefSeq and is a predicted model, not a curated record. Lineage: Eukaryota; Metazoa; Chordata; Actinopteri; Cypriniformes; Cobitidae.
GUCCUGUACGGGGGUGGGCGGGUUCGUUCAUCCACUCUACGCGGAACCAUGUGGUUCAGACGGGGUUAUGGCGCGUCCUCGACUGAACCUCGUGGACCAAAGACACAAAUAGCGGCUGCGCGCGUUACGCGCGGAACAGACACGGCAGCGCACAACCGGUAACGGUGUGUUGUACCUACAAAAAACCGGGAUUAACGUACCUGACUUUGUUUUGUGGUGAACAGAAACGGCUUCUUCACGGAUGCUCGUGCCCUACGACCGGCGAAUUACGGUGGAGAGAAUUACGCGCGUGAUUAUGGUGGAGACAUUUCUGCAUCAUUAACGUCUGACAUUGGUCUCAUAAAUACAGAAACAAGAGUCACACCGAGUCCAUUACCAACAAUGUUUGAAGAAUCAUCCCAGGAGAUGAAAGAGCAGACUGGAGUCUUGAAAGUUAUCGAACCUGCCUCAUCUGCUGGGUUGCUGGGGUUAAACCUUGCGACUCCCGGCACGAUGUCCUUCACGGACGAGGCCGUGUCCAUCCUGACCUCGAGCAGUUUGCUGGCACGCUCGCUGCUGGGCCGAACGUCGCCGCUGAAACGCAAAGACGCCGCUCCGCUGAGCCCCGCCGUGAGACGCAAGCGAGAAUUUAUUCCUCACGAAAAGAAAGACGAUGGGUACUGGGACAAGCGCAAGAAAAACAACGAGGCCGCCAAGCGUUCACGCGAGAAACGACGGGUCAACGAUAUGGUCCUGGAAAACCGCGUGCUGGCGUUGCUCGAGGAAAACGCAAGGCUUAGAGCCGAACUGUUGGCUCUUAAGUUUCGCUUCGGGAUGGUUAAAGAUCCCUCUAACGCUUCCAUACUUCCACUCACGACGGGAAGCUGCGUUCCUCAGCCUUCAGCACCACAUUACUACCUUACACGUGGGGAAGGAGCCCAUCAUGGUGGUCCCGUAGUGUCCCACGCGCAACAGUCUGGGCGAGGGGUCAGAGACAUGAACAGUACGUCUGAAGAUUCAGGGUUCUCCACUCCUGGCGGGUCCAGCGUUGGUAGUCCCGUCUUCUUUGAGGACAGACUGAGCGACCACGGAAAGCUUUCCCCACCCCGAGCAGAUGAGCUUGGUUAUGACUCGCCAAAUACUGACAGCCAUGGAGCCACGGGACACACUGCCUUGUUAUACAGCCGCACAGAGACUGUGGAAGGUAUGAAGAGUCUCCCACACAAGCUACGAUUCAAGUGUCCGAGCAGCGGGGAAGGCGAUAAUACUGGACAAAGUCCGAUGGGGGGCGCUAGAGUCUCCGCCCCAUCAGGUGCGAGUGAAGGGAUGGGUUAUUGGCCGCAACAAGAUGGAGAAGCCAAAACAUACAACCACUCGUACGACUCGCAGUACCAGGCAGAAAACUGUAUGCUGAAAUCUCAACUCAGCUCUCUCAGCGAGGAAGUGGCCCAGCUCAAAAAGCUCUUUUCUGAGCAACUUCUCACCAAAGCGAAUUGAAGACAUUGUGAAGAUCGCAGCACACUGGAACUGGCAGCCCUAACUUAAAUACUUACACUUCCAAACAUCCAUAAUUAUAUUGCAGACUUGUUCUGUUUAAUCCUGGUUAAAAAGCAACAUGUGCAUCACUACCUCUUCACGCUGAUCUUAACCAAAUUAGGCAGAGCAUAUGAUCAUCUCUUCAAAACGCAAAUUAAGAAGCAUCGAAGUCUAAAGCAUUCCAGUGGCGUCAGGACACGCAUCACAAUUUUACCUCCAAACACUGUGAACUUGCUCAGAAAUGGCUCAGGCUGCUGUCUUCACAAAUGUCUUCGUUUCUCUAUCAUUUGCCAACACUAGCGUUUUUUAAGACUUAACAGUUAGUUAGAUGUGAUGUGGCGAACCUGUUGCCGAUCGGUCUUUACACUGUAAUGUCUCUCCUGUGGUUUUGACAGAUUUGUAGCGCGACUGUCGUGCGCUCACGAAUGAAGAAAGUAGUAAAUCCCAGUUUUUGCACCAUAUGCUAUGAACGGUACACCAGUGAGGGCCAAAUAUUUUGCAUCUGUGAACAUUAUAUGGUUAAUGCUACAUGUUGGUUCUCUGUGCUGGAAAUUAUCUUGUUUAUUGUCAAUAUUAUGAACCAGUAGCUACUCAGCACUGAAUGAAUACAUUUUUAGUUUCUCAUACACAUCACUGCCAUUAUAAAAGGCUAUAGAGGAUUUCUUAUACACUGUUACUUGCAUUUUUAUGGUGAAAUUACUGUUGUCUGAUGAGUUGUCAUGUAUUUGUACAGGAAAUAUACAUGUUAUAUGUUUGUGUGAAUAAAUCUUUGAACAGUG